AUGUGUUGCGCGUCAGGAAAAGUGCAACUACCUGAAAUUGAAACACCACCUGAACCAUUGAACGGCUUACUUAUCGGCACGGAUCCAGAUUCUAACGUGUUCCUGAAGUCAAUUCGAAGAUUCAAUUCAUGCUUUCAAAUGACAUCGUUCGGAGCAACAGAAAUAGUUCGAAAUACUAAUGCAAAUGGUCAACAAUUCAAUUCUACAUUCAAAAUCAGAGGCCAAGUUUAUCAUAAAAUGGGCUCACUGCUGCCAAUGCCAAACGAACCACAUAAAUUCUUACAAAUCUACUUUAUGGGCGGCGAGGAUUCCGGAAGCGCACUUGCGAAUCGCGUGAAUGCACGUUGUGAUUAUAAAAACCUUGAUUCACUUUAUGCCAGGCGCAUCGUCAGCGAGCUAGAUGCUCUUUUGAACGAGCACAACGAGUUGUUGAAAAUAUUCAAAUCACAUAUGCACCAAUUACAAAGCGAUAAUCACGCUAUCGUCAUUAAUCCUGAUAAAACACCAGCUGGAAAGCAUAUUCGUAGAUUCAAUGCACCCGUUGUUGAUGAUGUUGCUGAAAUCAUGGUUGGCGAUUGUACAGCUACACGAGAAAUUGUGAUUCGUAAAAGAAAUAAUAAUCUCCAGUUCAUUGCUGACACACAUCGUUCAUAUGACGCUCUCCAAUAUCCGCUAAUAUUCUGGAAGGGACAAGACGGAUAUUGCAUAAACAUAAAACAACGAGAUCGCGUAUCAGGAGCUGAAACAAACAAGAACGUUAGCUCAAAGGAUUAUUAUGCGUACCGAUUAAUGACUAAACGUGGCCUGGACAACGUCAUUUUACGAUGUCGUGAGCUUUGUCAACAAUUCAUGGUCGACAUGUACGCGAAGAUUGAGAGCGAACGACUACGAUACUUACGAUAUAAUCAACAAAAGCUGCGCGCGGAAGAGUACAUUCAUUUGCGAGACGCUAUCAACAACAACGCCGACGUCGCCGAAAUUGGUAACCAUGUCAUUUUACCAUCAUCGUACGUAGGCAGUCCACGUCAUAUGCAAGAAUAUAUACAGGAUGCUCUGACUUUCGUGCGCGAAUAUGGACGACCAUGUUUAUUUAUCACGUUCACAUGUAAUCCAAAAUGGCCAGAGAUUACAUCUUUGCUACUGCCUGGCCAAAAUGCAAUACAUUGCCAUGACAUUACAGCACGUGUGUUCAGACAAAAGUUGAAGUCUUUAAUAAGUUUCAUUACUAAAUCACAUGUAUUUGGUCCCACACGUUGCUGGAUGUAUUCGGUUGAGUGGCAAAAGCGAGGAUUACCUCAUGCACAUAUUUUGGUUUGGUUCAUCGACAAAAUCCGUCCUGAAGAAAUCGAUAGUAUCAUUUCUGCGGAAAUUCCAGAUCCAUCCACUGACCAACUGCUGUUUGAUAUUGUUACAACAAACAUGAUUCAUGGUCCAUGUGGUACUCUUAAUAGUUCAUCACCUUGCAUGGCUGAUGGAAAAUACAUUGAUAUUGACAAUCGUUGGGUGGUGCCAUAUUCGCCUCUGCUGAGCAAGACAUAUAAUGCUCAUAUUAAUGUUGAGUUCUGCAGUUCUGUGAAGAGCAUCAAAUACAUUUGCAAAGUGGAAAAUACUAAUGUGAAUGCUCCUCCGGUGAAUAAAAUCUGGGAAAUAAGUGUCUACCAAAUUGGUCGUUACAUCAGCUCCAAUGAAGCUGCUUGGCGUAUCUUUGGUUUUCCAAUUCAUGAACGGGAUCCAGCAGUUGUUCAGUUAGCCAUCCAUCUUGAAAACGGUCAGCGUGUAUUUUUCACGAACGAGACAGCGAUUGAUCGUGCAAUAAAUCCACCUAAAACUACACUCACUGCAUUUUUGAUUUGUGUAAUCGUGCGGAUGAUUUUGGUGCCUUUGCACGGACAUUACUUCAAUCCAAGACACACGGAGUGCUUUUAUCUUCGACUGUUGUUGGUUAAUGUUACUGGCCCAUUAUCAUUUCAAGAUAUACGUAAAGUGAAUGGGCAACAAUAUCCAACGUAUAAAGAUGCAUGCCUUGCACUCGGCUUGCUGGAAGACGACAACCAGUGGGAAUGCAUGCUUGCUGAAGCUGCAUUGAACUUUUCAGCUGGACAAGGUGGGUUCUUCUUUUUGGAUGCACCGGGUGGAACUGGCAAAACAUUCGUUAUUUCGCUAAUUCUUGCUGAAAUACGAUCAAAUAAUGGCAUCGCAUUGGCCGUUGCAUCAUCGGGCAUUGCAGCAACUUUAUUGGAUAGAGGUAGAACAGCUCAUUUAGUAUUUAAGCUGCCACUAAAUAUUCAGAAUAACCCUGACGCAGUAUGCAACAUUAAGAAACAAUCGUCCAUGGCCACUGUGCUGAAACGGUGUAAAAUUAUUAUUUGGGAUGAAUGUACUAUGGCACACAAACAUUCACUUAAUGUUGAACAGGACAUUGAAAGAUAUUAA
Messenger RNA from Cotesia glomerata, 2433 nucleotides. RefSeq lists its product as uncharacterized. The transcript is spliced from 6 exons. Gene Ontology annotation, biological process: telomere maintenance; DNA repair. The coding region runs from base 1 to 2433 and encodes 810 amino acids. Lineage: Eukaryota; Metazoa; Arthropoda; Insecta; Hymenoptera; Braconidae. The record is from RefSeq and is a predicted model, not a curated record. Gene Ontology annotation, molecular function: DNA helicase activity.